Molecule: messenger RNA, 935 nt
Organism: Ornithodoros turicata
Lineage: Eukaryota; Metazoa; Arthropoda; Arachnida; Ixodida; Argasidae
Product: trypsin-1-like
Exons: 7
Coding region: 31-912 (293 amino acids)
Biological process (GO): proteolysis
Molecular function (GO): serine-type endopeptidase activity
Source: RefSeq, a predicted model, not a curated record
CCUUGGAAAGGUGCUUCGCAAAACAAGAACAUGCACGCCCCACUCAUGAACGCAGCCUAUGCGGUGAUAAUAUUGGGCGUGGUAGAUGCAGCUCUCGCUUUCGACUUUAACGCGGACAAAUGUGGAGUCAGCAGUGUUCCCGCCCUGAACAUUCUGGGUGGAAAAGAAACACAUCCAGGACAGUUCCCAUGGCAGGUGCUUUUGGAAUGGCGAGGACAACAUUUUUGCGGCGGAAGCAUCAUUUCACCAAGUAAGAUUGUUACAGCGGCCCACUGCGUCGUCAACUUCACACUUGGUGAUCUCUAUGCGGUCGCUGGCCUUCGCAAGAGAGAUUACACAAAGUCUGGGGAAGCUCAUGUACAGAAACGAAAGGUUGCAGCUGGUGAGCGACAUGAAUCAUUCUACGGGAAAUAUGGUCAUCAAAAAUACGACAUCGGAUUGCUUACUCUCGAAGAGCCCUUCGACUUGCAAUCUGCCGACGGUCACAUUGCUCCGGUUUGUCUACCUCCAGAAAACUUCACUGCUUCGGGUACGGUCACUGUCACAGGCUUCGGAAGGGACUUAGAGGGAGAAACUCCAUUGUCUGACACGCUGCAAGUGAUCACGAUUCCUGUUCUACCCGAUGAAGACUGCCACAAAGCCUAUGGCGGACGCUUUUUCAACGACAGCAUGUUCUGCGCCGGUGGUGAGAGCGAUAGCAAGGAUGCUUGCAAGGGUGACUCUGGAGGUCCUGCAGUGCAGAAGGUGAAUGGGAGAUACAUCCUGGCUGGUAUUGUGUCCUGGGGUGAAGGGUGUGGGAAGGCAGAAAAGCCUGGUGUAUACACGCAGGUUUCUCGGUACUUGGAUUGGAUAGGCAGGCGCAUGUCUCCGUACAGUGAACAGCCGUUUCGUCCGUACAGUAGUCGACGAUGAAUCAAGUGAUCCGUCAUGUUCUA